This is a messenger RNA of Lepidothrix coronata (blue-crowned manakin), 1947 nucleotides long. RefSeq names its product spectrin beta chain, non-erythrocytic 4-like. The transcript is spliced from 5 exons. Gene Ontology annotation, cellular component: cell projection; cell junction; cortical actin cytoskeleton. Gene Ontology annotation, molecular function: actin filament binding. NCBI's taxonomy places the organism in Eukaryota, Metazoa, Chordata, Aves, Passeriformes, Pipridae. The record is from RefSeq and is a predicted model, not a curated record. Bases 1 to 1947 code for a protein of 648 amino acids. Gene Ontology annotation, biological process: actin cytoskeleton organization.
AUGAAGGACAACUUCGGCUACGACCUGCCGGCGGUGGAGGCGGCCAUGAAGAAGCACGAGGCCAUCGAGGCCGACAUCUCCUCGUACCAGGAGCGCAUCCAGGUGGUGGUGGAGCUGGCCCUGGAGAUGGAGUCCGAGGGCUACUACGACACCAAGAGGAUCAGCGCCCAGAAGGACAACAUCCUGAGGCAGUGGGGCCUCCUGACCGAGCUGGUCCGCGCCCGCCGCGCCCGCCUCGAGCAGAACUUGGCCCUGCAGAAGAUCUUCCAGGAGAUGGUCUACAUGAUCGACUGGAUGGAGGAGAUGCAGGUUCUCCUGGUCUCCAAGGACCUGGGGAAGCACCUGCUGGAGGUGGAGGACCUCCUGCAGAAGCACGGGCUGCUGGAGGCCGACAUCUCCGCCCAGACCGAGCGCGUCCAGGCCCUCAACGCCGCCGCCCUCAAGUUCUCGGAGCUGGAGGGUUACCAACCCUGCGACCCCCAGAUCAUCUGCAACCGGGUCAACCACGUCCAGACGUGCCUGGAGGAGCUGGAGGAGCUGGCGGCCAAGAGGCGGAAGGAGCUGGAGGAUUCCCGCCAGCUCUGGACCUUCUUCCAGGAGAUGGAGGAGGCCGAGGCCUGGAUCCGCGAGAAGGAGAAGAUCUUGGCCGCCAAGACCUGCGGCCGCGACCUCAGCAGCGUCCUCACCUUGACCACCAAGCACAAGACCAUGCUGGGCGAGCUGGGCAACCGGCGCGCCCUCCUCCACCAGACCAUGAAGAAAGGCGAGAAGAUCCUGGCCAAGAAGUCCUUCGGCCCCGCGGGCAUCCAGGAGAAGAUGCGGGAGGUUUGCCUGCGCUGGAAGAAGCUGGAGGAGGUCACGGGGCUCCACCAGCAGCGCCUGGAGGACGCCCUGAACUUCUUCCAGUUCAGCGCCGAGACGGACGACCUGGUGGCGUGGCUGCAGGACGCCUACCGCAUCGUGUCCAGCGACGACUUCGGCCACGACGACUACUCCACCCAGGUGACGCCCGUUUUAUGCCCCAAACAGGCGCGGCGGAACUGCUCAGAGACAGAGCUUGAGUCUUCGAGCAGCGGCAUGGCCUCCGGGUGGCUCCUGGUGGCCUCCAUCCCUCCCUUAUCCCCCCCGCCCAGCUGGAACCGGGUGGUGGAGCUGGUGGAGACCAAGAAGGGCCAGCUGAGCUCGGCGCUGAAGAUCCAGAACUUCCUCCUGGAGUGCGGCGAGAUGAAGGCCCAGGUGCGGGAGAAGAGGAAGGCCAUCGAGGCCACCCAGUCGGGCGGCGGCGGCGACCUGGGCGGGGUCCUGGCCCUGCAGCGCCGCCUCUCCACCAUGGAGGCCGCCCUGGUGGUCCUGGAGCCGCGGCUGCUGGAGCUGCAGCGCGAGGGCGAGGCCUUGGCCGCCGCCCACCCCGCCCGGGCCCUGGAGAUCCUGCUGCCCUUCGAGGAGAUCAGCGACGAGUGGGAGAACCUCAAGAGGGCCCUGCAGGGCUGCGAGGACACCCUGACCGUGGCCGGGCGGCUCCAGCAGUUCAUCCAGGACCUGGACGACUUCUUGGGCUGGUUGGUGAAGACCCAGGCGGCCGUGGGGUCCGAGGAGGUGCCCGACAGCUUGGCCGAGGCCGAGAGGCUGCUCAACGUCCACGUGGCCCUCAAGGAGGAGAUCAACGGCUACGAGGAGGACUACGCCAAGAUCCAGGCGGCCAGCGAGCUGCUGGCGCUGGAGGAGAUGGAGGUGCCCUCCCUGUCCCUCCAGCAGUGGCUGCAGAAGUUGGACGCGGGCUGGGGGAAGCUCCUGCAGAGCUGGGAGAUGAGGAGGGAGCUCCUGGUGCAGUCCCACGUCUUCCACCUCUUCCUGAGGGACGUCCAGCAGUGCCAGAACACCCUCUACAACCAGGUGGGGCGGUGGGGAGGGCGGGAGGAGGUCUUGGGUGGUGGGGAUGAUGGGUAG